Sodiomyces alkalinus F11 is the source of this 880-nucleotide messenger RNA. RefSeq lists its product as hypothetical. The record is from RefSeq and is a predicted model, not a curated record. Bases 10 to 387 code for a protein of 125 amino acids. Lineage: Eukaryota; Fungi; Ascomycota; Sordariomycetes; Glomerellales; Plectosphaerellaceae. The transcript has a single exon.
UAGGUAUAUAUGCUCCGUGUACUAGGUCUCUCGUUGUACGAUAUAGACGCUGGUCUGAAUAUGAGCUUGUUGUAUAGACUGGCUACUUUCUUCGGUAUCAUUUCUUUUCUAUACAUGCAUGGGGUUGUUCGUGUUGGAUUUCUCUUCAUCAACUAUUCAUUCACCGUUCUAUAUCUCCGAUGCCCAUAUGAUUUCUUUUCCACGGAAUACCAUCACGUCUACAAACACAACAAUCACGAUCAGAGGAAAACGGAAUCUUCAGAGUACCGCCCGUCCAUUCAAGACUCAGCUACGCUAGGUAGCUGCGAGCCAACUAACUAUCAUGACUGCAAAGGAGUGCGAAGCAUCAAAACAAAGAGGUAUCACUAUGCCACGCCGAGCCCAUGAGAAGAAGAAGGGGACGAAGAGAAAACAAAACAAAUAAAACAAAUAAAACAAGAAAAACAAAAGAGUGCGAGUAUAGGGUGGUACAGCUCCUGCGAGUGUCCGGUUCCCAGAGUCCAGAAUCUCUUCCCUAAUGAAAACCAACCCGAGAGCCCCAGCAACGCCCAAUAUUUUGACUUGUUCCAUAUAAGCUUUCUUUUUUCCUUUUUUUUCUUGUUUUCUUUUUCUUUUCUUUCUUUUCUUCGUUCUCUUCUUUCAUCUUCCUCAUGAAGUCCUUCCCAUCAUCCACGCAUUUCAGUUCCCAGGACCAAAACAAGAAAAGGGGAACAAAAAAAAAAAAGGACCUCAAAUCAUGUUCCCGUUGACACUCACCUCAAACCCCUCCCCCUUCUGCCGCAGCGCCUUCGCAAGCAUGAGCUCCCUCAUCCAAUCAAUCCUCUCAUCGCGAUUCUUCACCGCAAAAUGAUGCGUCUUCCCCGUCCCAUUCGCCCCCUCC